Molecule: messenger RNA, 1060 nt
Organism: Ziziphus jujuba (common jujube)
Lineage: Eukaryota; Viridiplantae; Streptophyta; Magnoliopsida; Rosales; Rhamnaceae
Exons: 6
Coding region: 132-776 (214 amino acids)
Source: RefSeq, a predicted model, not a curated record
AAAGGCACGGUUGAGGGCCAGUAGUUAGCCGUAUAUUUGUGUGUAUAAGCACGGAAUUGUUUGUAAACUGUCUGAACACACACACACACACACACAUAAAAAAAAAAAAAAAAAAAAAAAAAAAAAAAAAAAUGAAAAUCGAAGGAGGUGUUUAUUAUGUUUUGUGGUUGAUUUUUGUUAUGGUGCGUAUCCAAAUCCAAGAUUCUGUGCAGGGACGUUUACUCUCUAUCGACAACAACAAAAACAAACCCGACCCCAAAAAUGCCGCUGCUACUGCUCGUUGGUUGGUCUCUCAGAAUUCCUGGGGUGUCUUGAAUACCAUUUCAAUUGAUUUGGGAGGAGCUCCCUUUGGGAAUGUGGUUUCGUUUAGUGAUGGGCUACCGGACAACGGUAGUGGUAUCCCAUACUUUUACUUGACAGCUCUUGAUCCAACCGCACGAAAUGCACUGAAAGACAACAGAGCUUCACUCACAAUCAGUGAGUAUCCUAUUGGAACCUGUGGCAAGGUUGACCCUGAGAACCCCACUUGUGCAAAGAUUACCCUUACAGGAAAGUUGAAGUUGGUUGAUGGAAACUCCAAAGAAGAAGAAUUUGCUAGAAAAGCACUAUUCUCGAAGCAUUCAGAGAUGAAAGACUGGCCUGAGGAUCACAAUUUCCAGUUCUUCAAAUUAGAGAUUGAGGAUAUCUUUUUGAUCGAUUGGUUUGGUGGUCCUAAACCUCUUACAUUGGAUCAAUAUCUACAUUUCCAAAUGAAAGAACUGGCCAUCGUUCUGUGAAUGCCCAGAUCAUCUUCCUUGUCAUCAGACAAGCAUGUUCUGGCCAUCGUUCUGUGAAUACUCAGAUAGUCUUCCUCGUCAUCAGAUGAACAUGUUCUAAGAUGUGCAAUUGAACUGUGUAUAAUAAAUUUGUAAUGGGGAUAUUAAACAAAUGUAAAUGCUGUAUUCUUGUUAAUGUAUUGUACAAAAAAUGCCAGCAACUUACUUUUUUUUAAUUUGGCAAACACAAACACAUUGAUUGUUCGUUCAAAAUGAUACAAAAUAAAAUGUAUAGAUUCCUGCAA